Messenger RNA from Oldenlandia corymbosa var. corymbosa, 2007 nucleotides. The record is from the annotation of a GenBank genome assembly. NCBI's taxonomy places the organism in Eukaryota, Viridiplantae, Streptophyta, Magnoliopsida, Gentianales, Rubiaceae.
AAGUCUCUUUUCAGAAUUUCAUUAGAGUUCCAUCUUAUUGAAAGAUCAGCAAAACCUCUGCUAAACCUUCCCAGGUUUUUCCCCCAAAAUUCAUGCCCAAAUCUGCAGUAACCUCUUUAUUCCUUUGGAAAAAUCGUGAGGAACUUCAAAUGAAAAAUCAAAAGCUAGAAAUUACUAGCAGUUUUCAAUAGGAAACUUUAGAAAUGCAUAAUCAGUUUCUUAAUCCCAGAAAUUGAAGAACAGAAGGAGAUUGCUAUUAAAGCAUCAAUGGCCUACCGGCGUUCCCUUUUCCCCAGUUUUCUUUCUUCGCUUUUCCUCUCAACUAAAGUAUCUCCAUAUGUAACCCAGUUGCCAUUUCGAGCUUCUGCAUCGUUCUCCACACGUUUUGUUGGUGAUGAACCAAUACUGGUAAUUCCCCACGAUUUAUUUGAUGAAUAUGCCAAGCAAAAUAAUUUUUUUUUUUUUUUUUGAAAUACUUUGGAAAAAAUAUGUAGGUGAGGGAUUUUAUUCAUGCUGCAUUAUAUGAUCCACAACAUGGUUACUUUUCUCAAAGACCAGGUUCAGUUGGGGUGCUUGAGCAAAGCAUAAAAUUCGGUCAACUGGAUGCCUUGGUAUGCUCAUGGGAUUGCUGAAGCUAUUCUGCGCACUGCUAACCUUUCAAUUCCACUAAAAAUAUAUGAAAUUGGAGGUGGAUCAGGGACCUGUGCUAAAGGCAUUAUGGAUUAUCUAAAACUUAAUGCACCUUCGAGAGUCUACGAUAAUAUGUCGUACAUUUCAGUAGAGAUUAGUCCUUCACUUGCUGAGAAGCAGACAGCAACGGUUGGAGAAGUUGAAAGUCACUUAUCGAGAUUUAGAGUAGAGCACCGUGAUGCUGCUGACCGUAGUGGAUGGGGGGAAGCAGAACAGCAGCCAUGUUGGGUUAUAAUGCUAGAGGUGCUUGAUAAUCUACCGCAUGAUCUUAUCUACUCCUCCAACCAAUUUUCUCCAUGGAUGGAGGUGUGGGUGGAAAAGCACAGAGAAAGGUCAGAACUCUCAGAAUUAUAUAAGCCUUUGCAAGAUCCAUUGAUUACUAGUUGCAUUGAGAUCUUGGAUUUAGAGAAUGCAAGUGGUGGUUCAAUAGCUAAAAGAAUGUGGGCUAAAUUGUUCCCCAGAUCCCGGAGAUGUUGGCUACCAACAGGGUGCUUGAAAAUUCUAGAGGUUUUGCAUGGAGCUCUGCCAAAGAUGUCCUUAAUUGCUUCUGAUUUCAGUUAUUUGCCUGAUGUAAAAGUUCCUGGUGAAAGAGCUCCAUUGGUUUCAAUGAAGAGAGACGGUAAAAGCUAUGACUAUGAAAACUAUCUGGACACAAAGGGAGACGCUGAUAUAUUUUUCCCAACUGAUUUUUGGCUUUUGGAACGCAUGGACCAUUAUUGCUCCGGAUGGCUUAAACCCCACGAGGAUAAAUCAUCAAAGAAAGGGAAGAAAAGACGGACACUUAUGCUUGAUACCUCUGCGUUCAUGGAAGAAUUCGGUCUUCCUACAAAGACAAGAACAAGAGAUGGAUACAAUCCUCUAUUGGAUGAUUUCAAGAACACCAAGAUAUAUAUAAGUGUUCCAACUCAUAAUACCAAGUAGACAUGUUGACAUUGCAAUAGAAGCUACUCUGCAUUCUUAUUUGAGUCGCUGAGAAUAAAAACUCAUCUGCAAACACAAGUUUUGAUCUGACAAUUUGAAUCUGUAUGAACUGUUUUGUUAGCUCAAUUUUGGUGACAAGUUGACCAUUUGUCAUCUGGUGGAUCUUUGAGAAGGCAUCGUAUGUAAUGUUCAUUAUUUCGACAACAUUGUAGAUUAAGAGUUUAAGAUUCUGAUUUGAAUAGUGGACCAAACAGUUGGAACUUAUAACCAAACAGUUUAAUUCUCAUCACAGCAAACAGUAGGAAUCACAGUACAAUUGAGAAGACAGUGAUACACAUAUUUGACGUCCCUCUCGAGCAUUGUAUUAUAUAGAAUAAAUAGAUGUCAUGAUUGUGC